Nothoprocta perdicaria is the source of this 1204-nucleotide messenger RNA. It is a transcript of the gene RFC4, whose product is annotated as replication factor C subunit 4. Lineage: Eukaryota; Metazoa; Chordata; Aves; Tinamiformes; Tinamidae. The transcript is spliced from 10 exons. Gene Ontology annotation, cellular component: DNA replication factor C complex; nucleus. Bases 54 to 1142 code for a protein of 362 amino acids. Gene Ontology annotation, biological process: DNA repair; DNA-templated DNA replication. Gene Ontology annotation, molecular function: ATP binding; ATP hydrolysis activity; DNA binding. The record is from RefSeq and is a predicted model, not a curated record.
GCGGGCGCGCGCAGUGACGUAACGCCAACGGUUAACGGCCAACGGCCGCCGCCAUGCAGGCCUUCCUGAAGGGCCCGGCCGCCCUGAACACCAAGCCGCCCGCCGCCAAGGAGCGGGGCGCGGCGGGCAGCGGCGGCGAGGCCCGGCGGCCCAGGCCCGUGCCCUGGGUGGAGAAAUAUCGCCCCAAAUCUGUGGAUGAAGUCGCUUUCCAGGAUGAGGUGGUUGCUGUGCUCAAGAAGUCCUUGGAAGGUGCUGAUCUCCCUAAUCUGUUGUUUUAUGGCCCACCUGGAACUGGAAAGACUUCCACGAUUUUAGCAGCAGCUAGAGAACUCUUUGGGCCUGAAUUAUUCCGGCAAAGAGUCCUUGAGCUAAAUGCUUCUGAUGAGCGUGGAAUCCAAGUGAUUCGGGAGAAGGUGAAGGCUUUUGCCCAGCUAACUGCAUCUGGAACCCGGGCAGAUGGUAAAGUUUGUCCCCCAUUUAAAAUUGUCAUUCUGGAUGAAGCGGACUCAAUGACUUCAGCAGCCCAGGCAGCCUUAAGGCGCACAAUGGAAAAAGAAUCUAAAACAACACGGUUUUGCCUCAUUUGUAACUACAUCAGCAGAAUAAUUGAACCAUUAACAUCUCGAUGUUCCAAAUUCCGCUUCAAACCUUUGUCAGACAAAAUCCAGCAGCAGAGGGUAUUGGAUGUUGCUGAAAAAGAACAUGUGAAAAUCAGUGGUGAGGCAGUAUCUUACCUUGUUAAAGUGUCAGAAGGAGACUUAAGAAAAGCAAUUACUUUUCUUCAAAGUGCAACUCGCCUGAUGGGCGGUAAAGAGAUCACAGAGAAGAUAGUCACUGAGAUUGCUGGGGUUAUCCCUAAAGAAACAAUUGAUGGAGUGAUCCUGGCUUGUAAGAGUUUUUCAUUUGAAAAACUGGAAAGAAUGGCAAAGAAUCUGAUAAAUGAAGGUUAUGCUGUUGCUCAGCUUGUAAACCAGUUUCAUGAUAUUGUUGUCGAGAGCGAAGAUUUCUCGGACAAGCAGAAAUCCGCUAUAGUUGAGAAACUUGCGGACGUGGACAAGUGCCUGGCUGAUGGUGCUGACGAGUACCUGCAGCUCAUGGGCCUCUGUGCCCUGGUGAUGCAGCAGCUCAGCCAGAGCAGCUAGCGUGGCGGCUGCGUGGGGCCCAGCAGCACUGCCUGCUGGGGGCUGCACAUUUUUAUACUGGU